This is a messenger RNA of Clupea harengus (Atlantic herring), 4591 nucleotides long. RefSeq names its product membrane-bound transcription factor peptidase, site 1 (gene mbtps1). Gene Ontology annotation, molecular function: serine-type endopeptidase activity. Gene Ontology annotation, cellular component: Golgi apparatus. NCBI's taxonomy places the organism in Eukaryota, Metazoa, Chordata, Actinopteri, Clupeiformes, Clupeidae. The record is from RefSeq and is a predicted model, not a curated record. Gene Ontology annotation, biological process: proteolysis.
GGCGGGAAUUCUCAAGUUACAUUUCAACUAGCGGAGGCAGGCGAACAGGAACCAGGAAUGACCACCUAGCAAACAAAACAUCAGCAGCCAGACGCUUAUGCUGAACCGUUAAGUUAUCUCUGUGUGAUGUAGAACUAUUUUACAUAUUUAAGGACUUAACAGAGUCAUAUCGAUUUGAUGGAGUCUUCCUUGAUGUCAGUUCAUCUUUGCUGCUGGACCGUUUGACCAGACAAGUUUUGUAUGACCAGGCAGCUUUGGGAAACGCUUAUUCUCUCCACCACUGAACUUGCGGUCUUCAUUUCACCUGCGAGGCAAAAUGGAGCCCCUGAUUCCUGGUUGGCAGCAGGACUGAUCAACUCCCUGGCCGCCCCCAAAAUGGAGAGGAAACGGCGAAAGAAAUGAACUCGAUAGGAAGAGUAAUAUGAACCAUGUGUGAAUCUGGCUUUUGUGGGUUCUGGACCUGAUUCUGCCCUGUUGGAAUCUCAUCACCUGGUGGUUGUGCUUUUGUUCACUUUACUUGCUACAUUAAUGCUCCGAGCUUUGCCGAACUGUUAAGAGGCGACCCCGACCUGCCUCGGUCUAACCCUCUAGAUGGGGUUUAAACUCGGACACACCAUGGAGACGGUCAGCCCGCGUAUCCUGUGGCUGCUGAUGAUGGCAGCCCUGUUGUUUGGCAGGCUGCCAUUGGUGGGGACUGAGAGGGAGGGCGGCCCCUCGUCCGCAGCCUUCUCGGAAGGGCUUCAGAGUUCCAACUGCUCUGAGCUCACCCUCAAAGUGGACUUCUCCAGCAGAGUAGUGGAACAUGAGUACAUUGUGGCGUUUAAUGGCUACUUCACGGCGAAGGCCCGCAGCCACUUCAUCAGCAGAGCGCUGAGGAACUCGGAGGCGGGCGAUUGGCGCAUCGUGCGGCGGGAGAACGCGGCCAGUGACUACCCCAGCGACUUCGAGGUGGUGCAGAUUAAGCAGGCAGCGCGGGACAGCCUCCUCUCGCUGCAGGACCACCCCUACGUCAAGCGCGUCUCGCCCCAGCGCAAGGUCUUCCGCACCCUCAAGCUGGUGGACGCUGCAGGGGAUUCUGGGAGCUCGUGCAACGACACGCGCUGGACGCAGAAGUGGCAGUCGUGGCAGUCGUCUCGCCCUCUGCGCCGUACCAGCCUCUCUCUGGGAUCGGGCUUCUGGCACGCCACCGGACGCCACUCCAGCCGUCGCCUGCUCCGCGCCAUCCCCAGACACGUCGCACAGAUCCUGCAGGCCGACGUGCUCUGGCAGAUGGGACACACUGGCUCGGGGGUGAAGGUGGCUGUGUUUGACACUGGGCUUAGUGAGAAGCAUCCACACUUUAAGAAUGUCAAGGAGAGAACCAACUGGACCAAUGAAAAGACACUGGAUGAUGGGCUGGGUCAUGGCACCUUUGUGGCAGGAGUCAUCGCCAGCAUGAGGGAAUGCCAGGGCUUUGCCCCCGACUCUGAGCUGCACAUAUUCAGAGUGUUCACCAACAAUCAGGUGUCAUACACCUCCUGGUUUCUGGAUGCCUUCAACUACGCCAUUCUCAAGAAGAUCGAUGUCCUGAACCUCAGCAUCGGUGGACCAGACUUCAUGGACCACCCUUUUGUAGACAAGGUUUGGGAACUGACUGCAAACAAAGUGAUCAUGGUCUCUGCUAUUGGAAACGACGGGCCACUGUAUGGGACUCUGAACAACCCAGCUGAUCAGAUGGAUGUAAUUGGUGUCGGAGGUAUCGACUUUGAGGAUAACAUCGCCAGAUUCUCAUCCCGUGGAAUGACCACCUGGGAGCUGCCGGGCGGGUAUGGCCGUGUGAAGCCUGACAUCGUAACCUACGGCUCGGGGGUACGCGGCUCUGGUAUGAAGGAGGGCUGCCGCUCGCUCUCCGGCACCAGUGUGGCAUCGCCCGUGGUGGCAGGAGCCGUCACCCUGCUGGCCAGUACGGUAUUGAAUCGGGAAUUGGUGAACCCUGCUAGCAUGAAGCAGGCCCUGAUUGCUUCGGCUCGCCGGAUCCCGGGGGUCAACAUGUUUGAGCAGGGCCACGGCAAACUGGACCUGCUCCGGGCUUAUCAGAUUCUCAACAGCUACCGGCCUCAAGCCAGCCUGAGCCCCAGCUACAUCGACCUGACGGAGUGCCCCUACAUGUGGCCCUACUGCUCCCAGCCCAUCUACUACGGGGGCAUGCCCACCAUCGUCAACGUCACCAUCCUCAACGGCAUGGGCGUCACCGGCAGGAUUGUUGACAAGCCCAUCUGGCAGCCCUACUUGCCUCAGAACGGGGACCACAUUGACGUGGCCGUCUCCUACUCGCCUGUCCUAUGGCCCUGGGCGGGCUACCUGGCCGUGUCCAUCUCCGUGGCCAAGAAAGCGGCAUCCUGGGAAGGCAUCGCUCAGGGACACAUCAUGGUCACUGUGGCCUCACCAUCAGAGAAUGAUUCGGAGGUGGGUGGGGAGUUGACCUCCACUGUGAAGCUGCCACUGAAGGUGAAGAUCAUUCCCACCCCGCCCCGCAGCAAGCGUGUGCUAUGGGACCAGUACCACAACCUGCGCUACCCCCCCGGCUACUUCCCCCGCGACAACCUGCGCAUGAAGAACGACCCACUGGACUGGAAUGGGGAUCACAUCCACACCAACUUCAGAGACAUGUACCAGCACCUCCGGAGUAUGGGCUACUUUGUAGAGGUGCUGGGAUCGCCCAUAACGUGUUUCGAUGCCAGUCAGUAUGGUACAUUACUCAUGGUGGACAGUGAGGAGGAGUAUUUCCCAGAGGAAGUCACUAAACUGCGGCGGGACAUCGAUAACGGGCUGUCACUCAUCAUCUACGCCGACUGGUACAACACAUCCGUUAUGCGCAAGGUCAAGUUUUACGACGAGAACACAAGGCAAUGGUGGAUGCCGGACACAGGGGGCGCCAACGUGCCAGCUCUGAACGACCUCAUCUCCGUGUGGGGUAUGGCUUUCAGCGACGGGCUUUACGAGGGAGACUUCAGCAUGGCUGACCAUGACAUGUAUUAUGCCUCCGGCUGCAGCAUCGCUCGUUUUCCUGAAGGGGGGACUGUUAUCGCUUCCACCCUGAAAGAUCAAGGACUGGAGGUGUUAAAGCAGGAGACUGCAGUGGUGGACAAUGUCCCCAUCCUGGGACUGUACCAAACUCCCUCUGAGGGCGGGGGCCGCAUAGCCCUCUAUGGAGACUCCAAUUGCAUAGAUGACAGUCAUCGUCAGAAAGACUGCUUCUGGCUGUUGGACGCCCUGCUGCAGUACACCUCCUACAGCAUGACCCCGCCCAGCCUCACCCACUCCAAGGGCAGGGUGGCGCCCCCUACAGGCACUGAGCAGCCAUUGCCACAGAGACUCGAAGGCAAUCACUUGUAUCGGUACUCUAAGGUGCUGGAGCCUCACCUGGGAGAUCCUAAACCGCGACCCCUCCCGGCCUGUCCUCACCUGUCCUGGGCCAAGCCCCAACCUCUCAACGAGACGGCACCCAGUAACCUUUGGAAGCACCAGAAGCUGCUGUCAGUGGACUUGGAUAAAGUGGUUCUCCCCAACCACCGCCCAUACCGGCCCCAGGUCCGGCCUCUCUCCCCGGGGGAGAGUGGCGCCUGGGACAUCCCUGGAGGCAUAAUGCCUGGGCGGUACAACCAGGAAGUGGGCCAGACCAUCCCCAUGUUUGCCUUCCUUGGUGCCAUGGUGGUCCUGUCUUUCUUCGUGGUGCAGCUGACCAAAGCCAAGAACAAGCCCAAGCGCCGCAAGCCGCGAGUCAAGCGCCCGACAUACCUGCAGCAGCAGCACCAGCAGCAGCAGCACCAACAACAGCAGCAGCAGCAGCAGCAGACCCCGCACACAGGCAAAAACCCCACAGUGUGAUUCGGGAGGGGGCGGGGUAGUGGCCUCGCACACCUAAACAGACUGGCCACAAAACACACAAGAACCUGGAUUCCUGGGAGAAAAAUUGUCCCUAACAAUGUGUGUGUGUGUUUGGUUUAGGGGCAGGCCGGGGAUAUGUGUUUCUAUGAAAUGAGGGAGGGGAGGGGAGGGGAGGGGAGGGCAUGUGUGGAGAGCAACAUGUUGUGUGAGACACACUCUUCUGUCCCAAUGAUGAGGAUGAUGACUGUGGAACCAGUGCAGCCUUCAGCCGAUGGACACAGGCAAGGGUGUGGUCCCGAGGACACUUGUGUUCAAUUCCCCCUCACUAUGUGGGUCAUCCACUCUUGGAAAGAGCAUUUCAUUCCAGGGAGCGAGCAGCAGGCGUUGGGUUGAGUCCUGUCUCGUCUCCUGCCUUUUUUAAUUUAUUAUGUAAGUUUGAUCGAAUCUUUCACACCCCUGACUCCAGCCCUCCUGUGUAAAAAAGAAUGUUUGAAAGCUCAGACUUUUUUAAAUAAUUAGAUUUGCAGAACAUUUGGGACAUAAUUGUUGCUUUUUUUUUUAUUUUAUUUUUUUAAUGUUUUUGUACUACAAGGUAAUUUCUGGGUGUCUGUCAUUUUGUUCUCCAGGUAAAUGAAAUGGUCUGUGCCGAUACAACUUGUAAAUAGACAACCUGUCAAUGGUCAGAAAUCUUUUCAAAUAUAUCAUCAGUUAUAAAGCAUCAAAA